AUGGAUCAGAUUCCAAGUAUCUUGUAUGCUGAUGAGAACUUCAAAACAUGGCUGAUACUCGGCGCUAGCCGAGGCAUUGGCCUGGAAUUCGUCAAACAGUUGUUAGCGAAGAAUGAACGCAUCAUAGCUACUGUGAGAGAGCCUUGGGCAGGGCAUGCCAGUGGCCUAUGGGGACAAGCAGGUGGCGAUCAUGGUCGAUGCCAGAUGUACACAUGCGAUGUCUUGUCUGAACAGAGCAUCGAAAAAUUCGUUGCGCAACUGGCAGCACAGCCGAACCUGAAGAUCGACUAUGUAGUACUAAAUGCAGGAGUGCUAAGAUACCCGAAUCUGUCGUUUGAUGAAUUCGCUUUCCAUCUACACACAAACACUAUCGGGCCCAUCAUCGCAGCACAGAAGCUUCUGCAGACAAAAAUCCCCAUAGGCACAAUUGUCUUCAUGUCCAGUGACUCGGGCUCCCAUGGCAACUUUCGUGAGAUGGAAGAUGGGUUUGCUGCAUAUGCUGCGUCCAAGGCUGCACUAAAUAUGGCAGCGAGGCACAUGGCCGCUGAAUUGAAGCGGAAGGACGAUGAUACAAUCAUCCUAUGCAUGCAUCCAGGUGAAGUAGCGACCGACAUGGCAAACAUUCAACUCCCGUGGACAGUAGAGGGCAUCAUUUCACCGGAAGAAUCGGUUGUAAAGAUGAUUGAAGUGAUCACAAGCAAAGGCAUACAGCACAGCGGCACCUUCUGGACAUGGGAGAACAAGCCUUAUAUUUGGUAG
Messenger RNA from Bipolaris oryzae ATCC 44560, 759 nucleotides. RefSeq lists its product as uncharacterized. The record is from RefSeq and is a predicted model, not a curated record. Gene Ontology annotation, molecular function: oxidoreductase activity, acting on the CH-OH group of donors, NAD or NADP as acceptor. The transcript has 5 exons. NCBI's taxonomy places the organism in Eukaryota, Fungi, Ascomycota, Dothideomycetes, Pleosporales, Pleosporaceae. Bases 1 to 759 code for a protein of 252 amino acids.